AUGUUUCACCUGCCCAGUCUGAGAAAUCAUCCCAAGAAGGCUGUAUCUUCUGCGUUUAUAAAUUCAUUUCCACGUCUGGAUUCACAUAAAGCAGAGUUAAUGUUUGUGCAGAGUGGGAAAUAUCCGAGGGAUGUAUAUGUCAAUCCAAAACCACAUGACUUUCGACAGUAUCAACAUGAUUUACCAAACUUCGUGACAACUUGUGAAAAGGACCCUUUUGGAUUAAAAUUUAAGUCACAACUUUUAAGUACAAUACAUGGGGGUCAUUUACUGACAGAUGAUAGACAGAAGAACACGACAGAAAGAUUUAUCACCUACAAGCCUCGCCAGUGCACCUGGGAUUCAAAGCUAAUUUUGACAAAAGCCCCAUGGCCUGUUCAAUCGGCUUCAUACACGAGACACAGAAGGCGGCGUGAUGUGUACAGUGCAUUUAUGGAUCGUGUGGAGGAAAAGUUUACAAAGUCUCGCAAGAGCAGCAUUGUCAAAGACCUGUCGCUGUAA
Molecule: messenger RNA, 501 nt
Organism: Carlito syrichta (Philippine tarsier)
Lineage: Eukaryota; Metazoa; Chordata; Mammalia; Primates; Tarsiidae
Exons: 5
Coding region: 1-501 (166 amino acids)
Source: RefSeq, a predicted model, not a curated record